Molecule: messenger RNA, 2247 nt
Organism: Mycosarcoma maydis (corn smut)
Lineage: Eukaryota; Fungi; Basidiomycota; Ustilaginomycetes; Ustilaginales
Exons: 1
Coding region: 1-2247 (748 amino acids)
Biological process (GO): double-strand break repair via homologous recombination
Cellular component (GO): chromosome; cytoplasm
Molecular function (GO): ATP binding; four-way junction helicase activity; 3'-5' DNA helicase activity
Source: RefSeq, a predicted model, not a curated record
AUGGUCGACGACUCGGACAACGAUGAGGACGAUUUCGAGGUGGUCUCUUCCAAACGAAUUGGUUCGAGCCAGAACGGAAUGCAUGCUCUUGCCAACAAAUGUGACGAAAACCAUAUCAUUUAUGACGAAACGGUAGCCGCCAAACUCGAGGAGCUCGAUGCCGAGGCCGAGUCCGUGCAACGCCAAAUUGCAGAGCUGCAAAGACUCAAGGAUGCUGUCGUGCGCGAGAGACGUAAAGUAUACAACGCUUACCUCAAGACGUUGCAAUUGGAAAACUCUGCUUCGGAUCGCAAGCUGGGUCUCGACUAUACUACCACCUCCUUCUCCUGGAGCGACGAUGUUCGGCUCGCUGCACUGUCUGUCUUUGGUAUUCCCUCUUUCCGUUUCUGUCAGCUGGGUGUCAUCAAUGCAGCCCUGGACGGCCGUAACGCUGUAGUCGUGAUGCCGACAGGAGGCGGAAAGUCGUUGUGCUAUCAACUGCCUGCAAUUCUGAGGCGUGGCGUCACACUCGUAGUCUCGCCUCUGAUCUCUCUCAUGACAGAUCAAGUUCUCCACUUGCAGCAAGUGGGUAUCCAGUCCGAGCUGCUUUGCAGCACCACUCCACGAGAGCGUUCGAAUGCCAUUCUCAAGCAGAUACGACUCGGUACAACCUCCGAAAUCGAGCAAGCCACCUGCUCAUCAGGCUGGAAUUACCAUCAGAACGACGGUAUCAAGCUACUCUACGUCACCCCGGAGCGCAUCGCAAAGUCUAAAACAUGCCUCUCAGCUCUGCAGAGCGCCUACGAGCAAGCAAGACUCUCCCGCAUCGUGAUCGAUGAGGCGCACUGCUGCUCACAGAUGGGACACGACUACAGGCCAGACUAUGCAAAGCUAUCGCUGCUUCGACGACUGUUCCCCAAAGUGCCCAUCAUGUGCCUCACGGCAACGUGUGGACCCAAGGUGCUCAACGAGAUUCUUGAAAUCAUCGAUCUUGAACCCAUCACCGAGCCCGACAAUGCGGCGCCUAAACGCACCAUCUACUUUACAGCUCCACUCUUCCGCCCCAAUCUUGCCUACAAGGUGGUGCAGCGUCCGCAACAGACCAAAGCAGCCGCUGAGGCCAUUGUCGACUAUAUUCUCCAGAAUCACGCUGGUCACAGUGGGAUCGUCUACUGCCUUUCUCAAGCCGAUACUCAAGCGACCGCAAAGGCGCUUAGUGAGUUGAGCAGUGGCCGCAUAGCCACAGGCUGCUACCAUGCCGGUCUUGACGACGCAAGCAAGCACAUGAUCCAUACUGAUUGGCGCACAGGUCGCAUUCAGGUGGUUUGUGCCACGAUCGCGUUUGGCAUGGGCAUCGACAAGCCCGACGUGCGCUUUGUCAUUCACGCCUGCAUCUCGAAAUCCAUCGAUGGAUACUAUCAGGAAACCGGACGGGCGGGUCGAGAUGGCCAAGACUCGGACUGCGUUCUGUUCUAUCGUCCACAGGAUGCCAUUCGUAUGAGCUCGCUUGUAGCUGGCGAACCGACGGGACGAGAAAAGCUGGCUGCCAUGCUCGAGUACGCCCAGUCGGCUCGAUGUCGACGUCAGCUGUUUGCAGAGUAUUUCUCCGACAUGUUUGAAAAAGGCGACGAUCAAGCUCAGCAAGUCUGCGGCACAUGCGACAAUUGCACCGGUAAUCGCUCGACGCUGCUCAUCGAUGCACGCAAAGAGAUGUUCCAGCUACUUGCAAUUCUGGCCGAGAUGUGCAGGCAAGGCGGCAGAAUCACUUUGACCAGCCUAUCCGAUGUAGCUCGCGGUCUGGGAGGCGGCAAAUUCAAUCUGGAUCCAAACCUGACCCACUUGGAAAAACCCAAGUCAAAGUCGAAUGGCUCCAACGCGGCGGCCAAGGCUGGAGUUAUAGAUUUGCAAUCCGUUGCUGGGGGCAAGAUCACGCUGCAUCGCGACGUUGUCGACCGCUUGAUCGUGCAUGGCAUCCAAUCGCAACUGAUCCAACAAACCUAUUCGGCUACAGCAUACACCGUCAACGUCUACCUAGAACCGGGCGCCAAAGCGACGCGCUUCCUUCGCCAUCCACUUUCGACCAUCUCGUUGCAUACGCAGCUGGACCUGCUUCCUUCCGUAUACAUUCUACCGCCCGCCGAAAUAGCUAUAGCCGCAGCCGGUUCGAAAGCAAGCGUUAAACGAAUCGCAACAAACCCUGCGACAGCUCCGAGUGGAGCACAAAAUCGGCGCAAAAAGAGUCGUUCCGACACCAUCGUCAUUCAUUGA